GUCACCUGCACUCACCUGCGCUAACCUGCGCUCACCUCAACGUCGUUUUAUUACUCGUACGAACGGUGUGACGAACGCUUCGGGCUCUCUGACUUAACGAUGAAACAACGUGAUUUCGGAAAUAUUUGAAAAUAACAUAUAUUAUCAACAAAUCAACAAUAAUACAACAGUUUAUCAGUUAUUUUAAGUUAAAUAACGACGUUAAAAUUUUGAGUAAAAAUGAUUAAAUUGUUGCAUGUUCACUUUGAAAUUUGGUUCAUCACAGAGGACAACUAAUCAUUUUUGGAUUUUUUAUUUAAUCAAAGUGCAAUAAGAAGAUAAACAAGUUUUUAUUUAAAGCUUUAUCAACUUUAAAGAAACAUCACGAUGAAACAUAUAAUUCAAGUUUUAUGUAUCGUCUGGCUUUCCAUUGGCGGAAGUCUGCAACAACAAGAAUGCUCCAAAUUAGAAUACGAUAGAUGUGUCCAAAUUGCUGAUCCUUUGGUACGAGAAGCACACCUCGUCUUCCCUGACAAUAUGGACGACAUUGAUCUGGUAUGCCGCACAUGGAAUCAAUUUGUUGAUUGUCUCAAGAGUUAUACAGAGCGUUGCUUUACUGAUCAACAAAGAAGACAGUUCAACAAAGCCGUGGAAAAUCCCAUUGAGAGCGUUCAUCAGAUGUGUAUGCAACCACAAUAUCAAAAAGAAUAUCUGCAAUAUGCGCCAUGCAUUAAAGGAACAAUCAUCGAUAAGAAUAGAUGUGGACCCCAUUAUAGUCUCUUGGUAGAUCAAGUGGCUCAAGGAGAGAUUAUCUCUAAAGCCACUCUUUGCUGUUCUCAUGACAGAUUUAAGCAAUGCGUAUACCGAGAAACUCGUAAUCUUUGCGACCGAGGAGCUCAAGAUGGUCCAGCAGCAGUUUUCUCCGCGCAAAUAUUGGAAAAGGCAUUGAGUUUUCUUCAAGAACAAUGUUUUAAUUACAUACCCAAUUCUGGAGACUGUACGACGGUAAAUUCUGAUAUGUCAAUAUUCCCCGACCGCUCUGCUCCUAAAUCAACUGCACCCAGCGAGGUGUACCCUUGGAGUACAGUGAGCAAUCAACAAGAGAACAACAUCAUCUCUGGAAAAGAAGUACCGCCUCCACGGAUUGCCACGCCCAAACAGGUGCAACCUCAACAAGGGUCCCGGCCGGUCUCGUGGAUGCCAUCUUCUUCGGCUAGCAGUUUUCCAGAAAAUACAAACACGUAUCAAACAGAUUCUUCCACGCAAAUUCUUGGAUCACGUACACGUCCAGCAAGUUAUGGUCGUUCCAGUAGCUGGUCAGAAGGCAGUGGUUCGGUUGGUAGCAAUACUGUGCAACCAUACAGCCCGAGUCAGACGCCGCCUACUCCUUCAUCACCACGCCCUGAAUGGACGACUUCAUCUUGGAAUGUACACAAACCUAAUGUAAUGGAAACAACCGCAAGUCCAGAACAACCAACAAUUUUCGCAACACAUCAUGGAACAGAAACAUGGUAUCCUGCGGCAGGCAACCAACUUAGCAACGAGGUAGAUGAGCCCAACCAACAAGGCCUAAAGUAUAACAAAAACAAUAACUCCGCCUGGUCCAUAUCCUCAGGAGGAUUCUUUGAUGUCACACAAAUAGCAUCCUUGCUUUUAACAAUCAUAGUCAAUAACCGAGCAUAAUUAUUUUAACAUCAUCAAUAAUUUAUGAACUAUUGUAUUAUUGUUAUUUAUCAAAACUAAUAUAUCUCUAUAAAUGUGCACUAGUCAUAAAGAUCAAAGAUAUUUAGAAAUGUAAUUUACCAAUAAACAAAAUCUAAUUAAGAUAUAA
Messenger RNA from Dalotia coriaria, 1810 nucleotides. RefSeq lists its product as uncharacterized. The transcript has 7 exons. Lineage: Eukaryota; Metazoa; Arthropoda; Insecta; Coleoptera; Staphylinidae. Bases 367 to 1662 code for a protein of 431 amino acids. The record is from RefSeq and is a predicted model, not a curated record.